CACAGUUUGAUUACUCAAUACUUUUUAGUGAUUACAAGUGUGGUUAUUAUUUAAGAAGCCAAUAAACGAGUUAGUCUAAUUGGCAAGUUUCUAUAAAACUGUUUAUUUAAAUUAUUCAAUUUAUUUUUAUUUUUAUAAAGUACUAAUCUUGUUAAAUAGUGUUCGUGGAGUGCAAUUCAUUCCUGUACGUUUGGGUUAUUAAAAGUAUAAGAUGGAAAUGAAAAUUAUUGACGAAAUACUUGAGGAUAAACAACAAAUUAUAACAUAUAAAAUGUUGGCAAAAAUGUUGAAGAUUCAUCCAAAUAAAUCAAAGGAGUUACUUAAAAACUAUGUUCAUAAAAAAUCAACCAACAAAAUCUAUUCAGUAACUAUUAUCAUUGGUGGUUUAUUGAAAGAAAACAAUAAUUUCAAUGUCCUACUUGUACAUGCUGAUCAUGUUGAAACUAUGCGACGUCAAUUUAAAAAUAUUUCAUUUGAACACAUUUAUAGUGUUCAACCAAUUGGUCGACUAAAGGACAUGAGUAAUGAUUUAUUCUUGGUUGAAAAACCAGAAAAUAGUAUUUUGAACAUCUCAUCAAGUAUAAGGAAGAAUUUAAAUUCUAAAAUAAUUCACAACACUUUAGUGGUAGAAUCUUUUUUACAAGUAGACUCUUGUCGAGAUAAAAUGAGUCAAUUAAAAGAAAAUGAAGAAAAAAAAGAUAUACCUGUUGAAAAUAAAUCCAACAUUUUAACGAAUAAAAAAGGCAUAAAUGAUUUCUUUAAUACAACCCAAGUAAGAAAGUCUAAAUGUGAGAGCAUAAUAAGUAAUAGUAAAGUUGAAACGAAUAAAAGAAGUCCAACAGAUUUUUUCACAAAGUUUAAAAAUCCCAAUGUUAAGAAUGAUAAUAAAAUAUGCAAAGAAGAACCGGAGAAAAAAGAAAAUUUAGAACUAAAUAUUGAAUUAAUUUCUACAGAUAUUGAUGAUAAAGAAGAACAAAAAAUCCCAUCAAAAAAAAAUGUAAAGAAAAACUCUUGCCUAAAAAAAAAAAAUGAUAAAAAAGAAAGAAAACGUAUUCAAACAUUUGACAGUUCUGAUGAAGAUGAAAAAGAUAGUGAAGAAGAAGAUAAUAAAAGAUCUCAGCUUAUUACCAAUGAUGAAGAUUUUAUUCAACCUACACCACCUCGUCCAACACCAAGAGAAAAUAGAAAAAAAGAGAAGAAAGUUACUACAACCACUAUAAUAGAUGAUGAUGGUUUUGUUUGUACUAGCAAGGAAGUGCAAUUCGUUGAAACAGAAAUUAAAGAAUCAAAUUUUGAAUUAUCUGAGUGUACAGACACUGAUACUGGAGAAUAUGAGAAUAAAGCAAAAAAAUUUAAGCCUGACAAACCAGAAGUGAAAAUUCAAUUGGAUAAGAAGAAAAAUCAAUCAAAGUCUAUAACUAAAAAUACAACUCUAGUACAAGACAAAAAACAGUCUUCGUUGACUAAUUUUUUUACCAAAAAGUGA
Messenger RNA from Daktulosphaira vitifoliae (grape phylloxera), 1486 nucleotides. RefSeq lists its product as uncharacterized. The transcript has 8 exons. Gene Ontology annotation, biological process: DNA synthesis involved in UV-damage excision repair; nucleotide-excision repair, DNA gap filling; DNA replication. Gene Ontology annotation, cellular component: nucleus; delta DNA polymerase complex. Gene Ontology annotation, molecular function: DNA-directed DNA polymerase activity. The record is from RefSeq and is a predicted model, not a curated record. NCBI's taxonomy places the organism in Eukaryota, Metazoa, Arthropoda, Insecta, Hemiptera, Phylloxeridae. The coding region runs from base 212 to 1486 and encodes 424 amino acids.